UCUGGGAGCGAGGGGCGGGGCCGCGGGGCUCUUCUGGGGCGAGAAAGGGGCGGAGCCACCGGCGUUUCCUCCGAGGGAGGGUCGAGGAGGGCCCACAGCACUCCUCUGGGAGGGAGUGCGAGGCCUCUGGGCUGCUGCUCAGAGAGAGGGGUGGGGCCACAAGGCUCCUCAGAGGGAGGAAGGGGCGGGGCCACAGAUACUCCUCAGCGAGUGGGGGCGGGGCCGCAGGGUCCCCUGAGUGAUAGGCUGGAGGCGGGGCCACAGGGCUUUUCUGAGAGGGAGGAGGGAGGUGCGCAGCCUGGAGCUCCUGAGCGGGAGGGUGGAGGCGGGGCCACAGGGCUCUCCUGGGAAAGCCUUGGAAGGGUCUGGGCGCCUGUGGGAGAGGCUGGCUGGCUGAGGUCUGGAGUCCCUGCAUGAGUUGCUGGAGGGCGUUGCAGAACUCUGGCAGAAUUCUAGCAGGAGACCCAGAUCUGUGAUUUCUCUUUUUUUUUCUAUUCAAAGCCCAUGCUCUGUUUUGGUUUUUUUUUUUUUUGCAUUACAAUUCUUAAUACACCUUUAUACCACAAUUUCUGUGGUUCCUCUUUGAUAGUGGAACAGGACAGUAUGUGCUGCUAAAGUAAUAGGUUAUUUAUUUUUAUGACCAGGGGCAGUGCUAAGCCCUGGGCAUGUUGGGUUGAUGAGAAAUGGUGAAAAGAAUAAUUCAUAAAACUCAUUGAACUUCCUUCUUUGAGUUAUAGGGUCAAGAAGAUGAUUUAAAAAUCUUUAGACAUUUACUUUAAAGCUUUAAAAUAAAUUUGUUAUUCAGAAAGCAUGUUAAGAGCAGCUGACUUUAGUACAUUCCAUGCUUAAGGUAAAAUUUUCUUGUGACUCAGAUAUAAAGUAAUUAAUAUUACUCUCUUCUGCUAAACACUCUCUUUAUGUUUUAUUUUUCAGAUGUUAGUAGGAGAUCCCAUUACCACAUGUCUUUCUCCCUCAGUGUAUGACAUGAUUUGUAAACUUGGAUUUGAAGUAAGAGGAAAUUGUGAUUUCAAUAACAUUGUAACCGAAAAUGGUGAAGUUUGCUGGAAAACAAUCACAGACUGUGUGAGCUGUGCAGGAUCAGGUUGGCUUGCCUUUGUACCCCACACCUCAGUUGCUCUGUUGGUUAUAAAGUCUCCCUUUUUAGCCACAGCAUCUUUUCUUUAAACUAUGUGAAAACACAUCCUCAGCCAAAUUUGAAAAGGAGACAGCCUGAAAAGAGCAGGGUGAGGACAGAGAAGUGUGAGGUCAAGUGUGCCUGGGCUGGAUACCUGGGGUGGGCAGGACUUUCAGGAGUUAGGCUGGGUGACAGGCUGUUGGUAGGUCUGAGACCCCAAGAGGAGAACCGUUUGAGUGAUUCAUUGCUAUGAAGAGUAUGGAAUGGCCAGUGGUAGACUCAGCAAUUUUAAAUGUCCUCCUUUAAAUUUUAUAUCUGUAUAUUUGGAGGGAGAAGGAUAUGAGCUGGGAAACUUAGUAACAUCUGUAAAAAUUGCAAAUGAAUGUAUUCUGGCCUGCCCAGUCAAUUUCCAGGGAUUUAUAAGAAAAUUGCACUUGUGGAUAUGGAGCACUGUGUGUCCUACUAAAUAAACAAAUCAGUAAUCUGAAGCAGCCAGAUAUAAAGCAGUAGAGGACUAUUUUAGUAAGUUAUGAUAAAUGCUUAUAGUGGAGUAUUAUGACCUGAUAAAAAUGGAGGCUCAUCUGAUGCAGAAUUCUUUCUGAGCUAAGUGAGAAAAAUAAAGAAGCAUAGAUUUAUAGAUAUACUCAGAAAAAUAAUAGCAGUAGAUGCAACAGGGAGGAGAAUUGGGCACCACGUGGGAGGCUUUCACCCUUUUGUGUUUUUCACAAAAUGUUCAACCUCAAACUUAUUAAACAGUAAAAACAAAAAUUUAUAUUACAAAUAUGUUUUGAAACAACUGAUUGGCAUUAGAAAUCUCAGAUUACAGGGGCUAGGGUUGUGGCUCAAUGGUAGAGCACUUGCCUAAUGUGUGAGGCACUGGGUUCAAUGCUCAACACCACAUAAAAAAAUAAACAAAGGUGUUGUGUCCAUCUACAAAUUUAAAAAAUUUUUAAAAAGUCAGAUUACAUUAUUAUAAUGUAAUCCCCCCUCAUCCUUGGGGCAUGUGUUUCAAGACCCCCAGAAGAUGCCAAAACCAUGCAUAGUGCUGAACCUUAUGCAUACAUUGUCUUCUCCUGCAUGGUCUGCAGUACUGCCACAGGGUGCCAGUUCGUUGUCCUUCCACGUUUCUUUCCCUGAAGCCUCCUUUGCUUCAUUGCUUUUGUGCUUUGGGGCCAUCACUAUGUCUGAUAAGGGUUCCUUGAAACACAGCGCAGUGAUAGCACCAGUAGAGCUGAUAACCACAUGGCUACUGAGUGACACGUGAGUGGGCAGUGUCUGCGGAAUGGAUGUGCCGGACAAAGGGGUGAGAUUGGGUGGGAUAGUGCAGAAUUUCCUUAUGUUGCUCAAACUAGUAUGCAGUUUGAAAAAGAUGAGUGGUUAUUUCUGGAAUUUUCCAUUUAGCAUUUUUGUACUGCAGUUGACCCUAGAUAACUGGAACUGUAAGGACUAUUAUGUACAGUGUGACUUAAUGUAAACUAACAUACAGGAAAUGACACUGAAUAAAAUAUCUGUCUCCUAUUUGAAUAUUUCUGUAUUUUGCAAAUUUUUCACUAGUGAUAUAUUUUUCUUUUAUAAUCAGAUAAGCAUCAUGUAAUUUGUUUUCGCUAAUUUUAUCUAUGUAUGUUCAGUUAUUGAUUGUGUAUAAAUUUCAUGAUUAAAGCAUUUCUUUUCAUGGCUCAGACAUUUCCCAUUGAUUGGUGUGAGAUGUGGUACUGAAGCUUGAUUCUUGUCCUUUCAGACCAGAGUCUGGAUUAUCAGGCGAGCGUAAGGCUGCUGGGCCCUGUGUGUGAGGCCGUCCAUCUCCACUUUUUAUCUUUGACCAAGGGGCAGUUUGAAAUUCAAUAUAUACCAUGGUUCCAGUGGACAAGUUUUCCAGAGGUUUGGCUUUUAUACACCAUUAGAAAUAAAAGACUGUAAAUAUCACUUGGAGACCCUUAUUACUUGCCAAUUUUGAAGCGAUCUCCUCCAUCGGACCCUUUAGCUACACAGAAGGCUUGGGGGUUGCAAGAGAAACCUGAAUUACCAUGAAUUACCAUGUAAGAACCAGAGCUGAACCACACACCCCUUUGAGCAAAGGCAGGUUUUGGACUUCAUAGAACCAGGAGUUGGCAGGGGGUAGUGCUUAGUACAGGGCUGCGUAUGCUGCGACAGAAGAAAAGUGGACCACUUCAGAACACAGUCCUUACAGAGAGGUGGUGUGGUGUUGCUAGGAGACCAGAGAUGAGGUGCUUGGUUUGUGAAUGUUGUUUCCUGAAAUAUUUGAUGCCUUGGGAAGCCUACAGUCUCCUGCCAUCUCUCUUAGUUUAAUGAAGUUGACCUCAUGUCUAGAGCGAGCAUUAGGUGAUGUGUUCUUACUGAUUGGGAAGGAAUGCCCUUUUCUCUUAAGAGAUCUGCUUGCCUCAGAGGAGCUUGCUCAGGUCUUCGGGCAGUCUGUGGUAAGCUCAUUCACUUAAAACCUACAAUAAGCCUGGUGCAAAGCACUUUUGUUCUUCCAGAGCACAUUUUCCCUUUCAGAAGGGCUUCUCUUCCACCCCCACCAAAGGCUGCCCAUACUGAUUCUGAUGGUGGUAGAAUAACCUCUGGGGCCCAGACAAAGGGACAACUUGAGGCAUAUUGCUUUCAUUUGUCACAUAUUUAUUAUUAUAAACACAAUGCAGAAUAUAUUUUUUUUAUAUUUUUCUAUUUUGAAGGGUUCUGCACCCUUCAAAAUAGUGUUACUGAAGUUUUACUCUUGAAUAUCAAUGUUUUAACAUGUGGGAAUUCAUGUUCUCUGCAACCAUUCAGACUUACAAGGAAAAAAAAAUGAAACUGUUGAUACGAAAUCAUUCAGAGCAUGGACUUUUUAAGAAUCUUCUAGAGGGCAUAUGACCAUGAGACUUAAGACUCAUAGGUUACCUUUAGGCUUCUGAGUGGGCAGGUCCAGCUAAAGGGAAAGCAGGGCACCCAUGUAGGAAGCUGUAUGGGCCAACAGAGCUGGUGAGAAGCUCUGGGUGCCUUUUUAGGGAUGAGACAUUGUUUCCAGUAAAGCUCUCCCACUGUAUCCUGGAUCUUUCCCCUGGUCAGCUUGGAGGUUUUUCUUUCUUGUGGAGCACAUGGGACGAGGAUACAGUGUAAACCUUGUUAGGCUGAAUUCAUGAACAGAUUUUGUUUCUUUGGUAUGUUCUUUGCUGACUGCCUUUAUGCUAUUAGUCUCUUGCCUACCUACUUGGCUUCUGAUGAUUGUCAUUUUUGAUUGCCCUCAUGCUGUAUGCCAGGAGUUUCCAGCGGACAGCAGAGACCUCUGAGGCUGCCCUGGAGUCCUGGCUGCUAAGUACUCUUAUGUUAGGCUCAACAUGCUGGUUCUGGUUCUGCUCUCUGUAGGAAGUUCAGAACACACUGCUUUCCUCUUCUCAGGAGCAGUUUCCCCUGCAAAUGCAGACCAGUUUCACCUCUUGAGGUAUGACCGUUCUUUCUCCUGGUUAGGGCUUGGUUUCAUGAUUCUUUAGUCUCAGUGGUUUCCAUUGUGCUGGAUCCAAAGUGUGGUGCUGCACAGCAGGGCAGGGUCCUGUAAAGGGUGUCCUCUUCACCCACAGAGAGGGCUAAAAGCAGGUGAGCCAUGAACUGGGACCAGGAGGCAGCACACAGGACCUAGCUAUUGGCCUGGCUGUGCCUGCCAUCUUCUCCCUCUUGCCACAUGUGCACAUGCUACCUAGUGCCACGUUUCUGUUCAUCAGUUUCUAUUCUACUUGGUUUUUGGGCACCUUUGAUCCAUCAUGUCAGAGCAGUAUAUCCUGUACCAUCUUCCAUCUCCGUGACUAAUGUAGAGUGCCUGGCUCUGCACAGUGGGAAAUGUCUAGUGCCUUCCUCCAGGGUGGUCCUGAGAAUGGAGGAGCUCCUGGGUUGUGCAGACUGGGCCUGGCUCAUGUUAAACACUCUAUAACUAUUGGGUUCAUUAUUAUUACUACUUAACCAAGGUCAAAACUGUUGGAUGUGUUAAGCAAAAAAGCAAACAUCAUUUCAGUAUUGUAUUGGUUUAUCCCAAAAUUUGGUAAUGGCUUAAUCGUUUAGUGGUCUGCUGUCUUUUCAUGGACUAGAUGAAUGUGCUCAAAGUGUUCAUUGGCUCUCCCUGUGGACUCAACCUGCGGAAUGUCUUAUGGCAUGGAUUUGCAUCGCCACAAGAAAUUCCCCCAAAAUACUGUUCAAUGAUGCUGCUGUUGACAGCAGGAUUGGGUCAGUUACUCAAGAGUUACCUUCAACACACAGAGGUCACACUGAUGUGACUUCUGAGGUACUUUGGGUACUAGAACGAGUGAUGAUGAAGUCCACCUUUAUAUUAAAAAUCAUGUUACCAUAUUGGAAAUUUGCACUGACCAAGUUCACAUCACACAGGUUUGCUGACUGCACCAUCUUGUUGCUGUCCCAGCUGGAGGCUGGACUUCGGAAGGUCUUCGCUGCAGUUAACCAGUGUCCAGACAGACUCCUGACUGCCGAGUCAACAACUCUUUAUACUACCUUUGAUGAAAUAUUGGCAAAACACAUGAAUGAUGGCAGAAUAAAUCAACUUCCUCUUUUCCUUGGAGAACCUGCUAUGGAAUUUCUCUGGGAUUUCCUGAACCAUCAGGAGGGCCCCCGUCUGCGAGAUCAUUUGAGCCAUGGGGAGAUCGACUUACUCGAGUUUCCAAGAGAAGCAGCAAGUCAGUUACUUGCCUUUUCCACAGUACUUGUGCUCAGAUUUGCUGGUGAAGAGGAACUGUCAGCUUUUAAGGAGGAAGCAGCAAUAAAAGGGCUGUUUAGACUUGCAGAAGGCUACAGUUCUCGUUGCCACCCAGCUUUUCAGCUUAAAAAGCAGGUGCUGAGCUGUGGGAAGAGCAUCGGGUCUUGGCCUCUGCUGCCUCUCUCGGAAGACCUCAGUCAGGAAGCAGCCAGAUUGGAGGGUAAUUCUGAAGCCGAUGCCUGCAACUCUUUAAUUACAAAGAUUCUGCAUGAGCUCUUUCACCACAUGCCUGAGGAUCACCUUGCUUUCCGUGACCUGGAUGGGCUUCCCACUGAGAAGUGGCCCCAGCUGCUCGCUGAGCUCUGCAACAUCCACAUCCCCACCCUCUUCUGCCCCAGAGGCGUUCUCGAAGUGCUGGUUGUGCUCCGCAGCAUUAGCGCCCAGUGCCAGCGUGUGUCUAGCCAGGUCACGACCUCCCUGCAGCUGAGGCACAGGCAGUGGGUGGAGAGGAGGCUGCGCUCCAGACAGCGGCAGAACUACGUGCGUAUGCUGAACAGCAUCAGGCUUCUGUCUCCUGUGCUUUAUUUGAUUUUAUUGCUCAUUGCAUUGGAAUUGGUCAGCAUUCAUGUCAUCCAAAGAAAAGGCACUCAAGAGCACCAGCAGUAUCUGAAGUUCUUAAAGUCGAUUUUGCAGUACACUGAGAACCUAGUGACCUAUACCAGCCAAGAGAAGAACAAGUGGAAUGAAACUAUUGGUCUUACACAUACAGCUUUGUUGAAAAUUUGGACUUUCAAUAAGAGGAAACAAAUGUUAAUACACUCAGCCUAGAAAUCCACAAAUGAAGUUGUCUUAUGAAGUCAGAGUGCUUUUGGUAACAGAAAACACAGUUGAAAUAGAUUUUAACAUCCUUUAAAAGGGGCAUCCGGUGGUGGGGUGGAUUUCAUGGCAGCUUGAUCAGGGAUCAAAUUGUGUUUCUUCAGAUCCUCUGGCCUUCUCUGCCUGAGCUGUUCAUAUGCCACUCGGGCUGACCUCCCUGUAACCAAAUGUCUGGAGCAUGUCCUCAUGCAUGCAUUGGAGGAAAGGGCAUCUGCUUUUCACCAAGCCAUUACCCAGAAGCAUGUGGCUGCACUCUGCGUGGCCUGCAGCUGCUCUUAACAGCCUACAGCUGGUUGGUUGGAGAGGUCAGGUGAGGGCUGACAGCUCAUGGGCAAGCACUGAGGAAGGGGCUCCUGGAUGGUGGGGUGGGUGGUGAGGCUGGGUGCUGGGCAGCAGGUCUGGUCAGGAUCUGGCAUGAAGCAUAGCCCCUUCCAUGUUCCUAGCUGAGGUCUGCUUAGUACAGGAACUGAAGGGUUGGAGGAGAGAAGAAUCAGCUGUUGCUCCCAGGCUUCCCUGCAAAGUGGUCCAGGCAUCUGGGAAGGUCUUGCCUCUUGUGAGGUGCUUGUGGAUACACGAUGAGGCAAUUGUCCUUCCUCUUGGAGAAUAUGACCAAACAUUCCCAGGUCACUGGCAGCUUCUAGGUAGCACCCUCUGCCCUUUGGGGAGGUCUGUGUUCCAUCUCAGGAGUCUCUUUUGCAAGAUGUCCAGGGUAUUCUGUGUUUGCUAUGGGUAUUGCCAUGGGGGACCAUCCCCAUGAUGCCCUUGCAAUGGCAAGACAGGGUCCUGAGUUCUGGCUGUUUCUGAAGAACUGAGAGGUAGCCAAGCCCUAGCUCCGGCCACUGAGCUACGCUGCUGUCUCCAGACUAGUCCCAGUAGGUGGGCAGCACAGAGAAAAACCUCUGCUGUGUGCUGUAAUGGAGUGGGUGACAGUCCAUGAUCACCCAGAUCCAUGUAUUUUCUGCACAGGUUGAAGAACAGGUCCUGUAACUAAGCUCUGAAAUCCUGCUGGUAGGGCUGUAUUGCUUUUGGAUUUGCAAUUUGGAGGGGAGAGGCCUUUCCACUGUUUCUCUUCUAGACCCGUCUUCGUGGGUCAGAAAGCCAGUGUGGGGUUCUCCCAAUCUAGAUCUGAUACCACCCUGCACUUGUGCUCUGAGGAGGUAGUACUGACUCAGGCCAGCUGAGGCCGACCUGAGCCGAGCUUGCCACCUGGCCUCAGCAGCAGCUGCUCACGGAUGUCUCUAGAACUUCUUGGAAGCCUGAGAAUCCCUGGCCCUCUUUCAUAGGAGUCUGGCAGGAGAGAUCAUGGCUACUACAGAGGAAGGAGGAGGGCUGCUGGAUGUUCUUUUCUGGGAGGUCCUGGGAACUGGUGGGAUGUGUGAUGGAGCCUACUGCUGUGGGUGUCUCUGCAGUGGCCCCACAUGUGACAGAUUUUCUUUAGUGCUGGGUCAUGCCUGCAGGCUGUUCCUGCUGCUUCUACUACACAGCAGCAAAGUACAGUCCACAGCAGGACCUGUGCUGCUGUGGGUGCCCCACCGUGGCUGAUGUGACCUUCAUGUCCUUGUGCGUCACCUUGGAUCCAUGACGUACAUACGUGGUUCUGUGUCCUCAGUGUGUCAACUCAGGGAUUCGUGAUCCACAUAUAUGGUGCUAUAUUUUCACGUGUCACCUUAGACACGUGAUUCAUAUACGUGGUUCUGUGUCCUCGGUGCUUCAGCUCAGACACACGUGAUUCACGUACAUGGUGCCGUGUCCUCGGUGCAUCAGCUCAGGGAUACGUGAUCCACAUAUAUGGGGCUCUGUUUUCAUGUAUCACCUCAGACACAUGAUCCACAUACAUGGUGCUGUAUCUUCGGUGCAUCAGCACAGGGAUAUGUGAUCCACGUAUGUGGUUCUAUAUCUUCUGUGUAUCAGCUCAGGGACACGUGGUCCACAUACGUGGUGCUGUGUCCUUGGUGCAUCAGCACAGGGACACAUGAUCCACAUAUGUGGUUCUGUGUCCUCAGUGCGUCAGCACAGGGACACAUGAUCCACAUACGUGGUGCUGUGUCCUCAGUGCGUCAGCUCAGGGACACAUGAUCCACAUACGUGGUGCUGUGUCCUUGGUGCGUCAGCUCAGGGAUAUGUGAUCCACGUAUACGGUGCUGUAUUCUCAUGUGUCACUUUAGACAUGUGAUCCAUCCACAUAUGUGGUUCUGUGUCCUCAGUGUGUCGCCUUGGAUGUGUGAUCCAUGUAUGUGGUUCUGUGGCCUCAUGCAGCACCUUAGACACAUUAUGCAGGUAUGUGGUUUUGUGGCCUCGUGUGUCACCUCAGGGACACACGAUGUGCCUAUUGGAUACCUGUUAUGGUGGACACAUCACAGCAAGAGGCAUGUGUUGUCACUCUGCUCCAUGAGUAUGGUGUGAAGCUUGGUUUCCAUUUGAAGAGGAGGUUGAGGCCAGAGUUCUGAACUGAAAGCCAUCUUUUUCCUUUUGAAGUUAGAAACGACGAUGUGGUUCAGUACCUGAAUCCACAUGAAUACCUUACCCUUCCUCCAAGUUUUCAGCAGCUGCAGCUAAUUCUUGCCUGUGCCUGCUGUGUUACUUUUAGAUGAUGGGGUUUUGCAUUGGCUGUCAUUUUCCUCUCAGGAAGAGAUACACUUUUGGCACUUUUUUCAUUUUAGACAGAGUGUUUAUAGGCAAGAGUCGAGGCUUUGCCGUCCAUCACACUGAACCCACACAGGUGGAGUAGGUAAGGCCCGGUCAGGCCAGGGCAGGGAGGACUGUCGCUCACUCCUGCUGUACUCAUCAGAGAGGAGCAACAAGCAGAGGGCGCAUGCCCAGUUUCCUUUUACCCUAACAACUGUUGCUGAGAGUGCUGCAGGCACUGAGCCAGGCUGGGUGCAGAGACAAAGAAGGCCCAGCCCGAGUAGCUCGGCUGUCAGUGCCACUGCUCAGGUAGAUGGAGGGCAGUGUCUGGCCAGUUUACGAAGAGCAGUAGACUCAAGGGUACACACUUGGGGUCUGCUUUACUCAAAUAACUCCAAAAAAAACUACCAGACUCUUUGCCACCCCUACCAAAAACAAGCCAUUGCCCAGAGCCUGUUCUUAGCAUGCAGAUUCUCAGAACAUCUUGGUGUUGCCUCCCCAGGAGGGCCUCUGAGCACACAUAACCUCAGGGCAUUCCUCCGGGGAGCAGGAAGGGCCACUGCUGGGAGGCCAGUCUUGCAGAUUGGUGCCAGGUGUCAGAAGGAGGCGUACCCUGAGCCCAAAGGUGCCUGCAUUCACCCUGACUGGAGAGCCUUUCCUGGGUCCCAUCAAGUGAGUCCUUCCAACAAGCCCUGAGGGAACCUGCACUGCCACCAAAACUGCCGGUCUUUCCAGAGUGAGCCUGCUAGGGAAAUGGAGGCAGGGAGGCCACCAGGAGAGGAGCCCUGCCAGGCCUGGCAGAAGGAAAGCGGUGGUAUUUGCCACAGGCUCCCAUGCUGGAUGUGCUGGGGCAGACCCUGCUGGUCAAGUCGGCAGGUUGAUGGCGAGACACUCGGCUACUGCCACAAGGGUGCCUUGCCUGCGAAGUGUGGCAGUGACAUGGCUGCCUGGUAGUGCUGACGUGGGGGUACAGUGAGGUGGGCUUGGGAAGCUUUGGCCAGUUGCUGACCCCGAGCUCCUGGCCAUGCCCCUGGACUGGAGGAGAGCUGACCUGGGCUGGUUCCAUUUGAGUUGGGCUUGCUGGUUACUCUUCUUAAUGCAACAAAAGUACCCUUUGCACUGGUCUCCCUUGCUUGGCCUCUGCACAGCUCUGUCAGUGAACUGGGGAGAGACUGGCUGCCGGCUCCAGUGCAUCUCAUGUCCCAGCCAAGAAUAUCUUUGGUCCAGGCAGGAAGUCCCCUCUGAACUGGUCUGAACCAUUGGUGUGUGUCACAGCGCUCUUGUUAGCCCACACCCCUCCAAGCCAGGCAUUUGCAGAAGGCUGUAUCUAGGAUUGCCAGUGGAAAUGCAGCCGAUCGUGUGGCCUUGUCUGUGUGCUGAAUAAACAGGAUGCCAGUGAGGACCCACUUUUUCAUUCUGCUUCUUCAGCAGUUGGAUAAGCAGCUGUUGUCAUGGGCAAGCUUUGGAUUCUUCAGUUACGGUGCCUUUCCUCGAGAAGACACAGGGUGGCGCUCUUUGUUCAGCAAACUCUUGGGUAGCAAGCAAGAGCGCGCCUCCAGCUGCAGAAGAGAGGGCUGCCUGUGUUUUAGGACCAUGAGUUCAGGGGAAAGACUUUUUUUUUUUUUUCUUUUUCUUUUUUCCUUUGGCUGCAAAUAGAACUAAGGCUCCAUUGGAUGGAGAAAGUAAAACUGUUGGCCCAGAAUGAGGACCACAGAACAUGACCCUCACCUGAUAGAUACCCAUUCAUUUAUUUAGGUCUUGAUGAAAGACAAACACAGAUGUGUCCACAGACUUCCAUCUCUACGAGGAAACACUGUACAAAACAACCCGUGGAGGUGGCAGCAGCGUGGCCAUAGCGUUCACAGGACCAGGGAGGUUCAGGACUACGACCAUAAGAUCGUCCCCCUGUGCAAAACUCAUCUGCAGCUCGGGAGUGCACAGGGAGGGCCCGCUGUUUAAAGGAACCAGGUCAGGCUCCUGAAGAGGAGGACUGCAGGGUGCAGGCUUCGCUUUGGAGACUGCCUUUCAGCAACUCAUCUUCCCGAAGCACAGACUGAAUCUGCACCUUGGCAUUGCAGUAAAUCUGCCAGCCCUGCCGCGGAGAAGAAGGGCCUGGGGCCUUGUGAGGGGCAGGUGAGGGCCUGUUUGUGUAUGGCUUUACAGGCUGCCAAGCACAUUCUUUACAUUGGGUAGAAGGGAGUGGCUGGGGUUUGGUUUAUAGCACACUAAAUAAUUUAACAAAAAUACAUCACUCUUGCCCUUAGGGUCCAAGUGUAAUGGACCUCAGUUGUGGUCUUCCUACUGUUUGUUGCUGCUGGAUUUGCUAGGCACUGAGUUAACUGGACUCUGUCUAAAAUAGAGCUAUGAUCACAUCUUGGGUUUUUCCAGAUAAGACUCUAGAUGGAUGCAGGAAGUAUUUCUGACACAUCAUUUAAUUACUUUAAAAUAAAAAUAUUUUAUGCUAAGUUCAAAAAAAGCCAGUCAUAAAACUCAGCCUUGUACCAGUGAUCAUAGUCUGUGACGCUGUAAGCAGACUUAUCAUUAUAAAUGUUAAAUACCACCCCUA
Molecule: messenger RNA, 11895 nt
Organism: Ictidomys tridecemlineatus (thirteen-lined ground squirrel)
Lineage: Eukaryota; Metazoa; Chordata; Mammalia; Rodentia; Sciuridae
Source: RefSeq, a predicted model, not a curated record